UGAUCACUGACCAGCGACAUGUUUCCUCCACAAGCUCGGGCAACAUGGUCUGAGGCGCCAGCUCAUAUCUCCGUCUCAGCAGCCAUCGCUUGGACACCCUUCCUGCUCAUGUUCGCUCCGUGCUCUGAAGUUCUGAAUCCACACAAUGCGCGGCGGCAGAGAGCACCUGGGGGUGGCGCUGUGGCUCGCCUUCUGCUUGCUGCGGCUGCACGCGUUCCCGUUCCCCAUCCCCUUCGUCGAACCCUACACGAGACAGCAAGACGUUGAUGCUAUCAACGACCUGUACGCGGCCCUGGGCUUGCCGGACCUCGACGGCUGGACGGCUUUAGGAGGGGACCCCUGCAAAGAAGCAUGGCAAGGGGUGCAGUGCGAUGGCCCGAAAGUGACCGCAAUAGAGCUCCGAGGUGCGGGCCUGGGAGGGAAGCUGAGUCACACACUCGGAGAUUUCACUGCCGUCACACUGCUAGACCUCAGCGACAACAAAAUCGGCGGCGUGAUACCGCAGAGCUUACCGCCUGCGCUGACUCAACUAGAUCUUUCUUCAAAUAGUCUCGGCGGCGAACUUCCGGAUUCCAUGGCAAAGCUAAGCUCACUGUCAACCUUACAUGUGCAGAACAAUCAGCUAUCUGGGACACUUGAUGUGCUAGAAGAUCUUCCCUUGAAAGAUUUGAACGUAGAGAACAACCAGUUCUCAGGACCAAUCCCAGAAAAGCUUCUCUCCAUCCCAAAAUUCCUAAGAGAUGGCAACAAAUUCACCAUACCACCGGUCCCCGGCUUCUCUCCAACUCCAGGGACACCACCACCUCUCGUAUCAUCCACAUCACCUCCUUCUCCAGAGCAUGUGCCGGCACCACCAGCUGCAGUGAUUUCUGGUUCACACCCUCCCAUAUAUGUGAUUCCAGCUACUCCACAGGAUGCCCCUCCGAGACACAAGAACAAGGUGUCACCGGCGAAAGCCGCCGGGUUCAGUAUCCUCGCCGCCGGUUCAUUGAGCAUUACUGUGGUUGCGAUCGUGUUCACGGUAUCAAAAUGGCGCCAGAAGAGAUCUCUUCGUGUACGAUACCUGAGGGGUGUUGAGAUGAGCACGCAGAGUUGGGUGAGAGAGCCUCCUACAGUGAGUGCAGUUGCCAAACCAGAGAGAGAACGUCAUUCAGGUGCUGAAGGGAAGAUUGAUUGGCCUCCAAAAGAUUAUGUUAAGGCGCCAGGAUCAUCAAUACACCCAUCUUUCAAGAACAGCAGCAAGGACAUUAUUGUGCCCGAUAAGAAUGUUCAGGGAAGUUCAGAAGGUCCAACUCAGCAAUUUCCUUUCACAUUCUUUACUGUUGCAUCCUUGCAGCAACACACCAACAGUUUCAGCGAUCAGAAUCUGAUCAGGGAGACCUGUUUCGGUAAAAUUUACCUAGCAGAUCACCCAGGAAGCAAGUUUUCAGUGCUGAAGCUUGGCGGUGACACUGCUAAAAUGCCGGCGGCUGAAUUCCUGAAGAUUGUUCAGGAAAUCUCCGAGCUCCGGCACCCCAACGUCGAAGAACUUGUGGGUUGCUGCGUGGAUCACGGCCAGAGAUUACUCGUCUACAAGCACCUCAGUGACAGCACUCUGAAUGACAUGAUGCAGUUCGAGCACCGGGCGUCUGAUCCAGCAGAGACGCUUUCCUGGGAUGCCCGGAUAGCUGUCGCCCUUGAAGCUGCAACAGCACUGGAGUAUCUUCAUGAGGAGAGCCACAAGCAGGUGGUUCACCGGCAUUUCAGGCCCGAACACAUCCUGAUCGACGGCGAGCUCCGGGUGUCCGUGUCCGGAAUCGGUCUUGCUCCAUUUGUCCCACAGCUGUCCGACUACUGCGGCGCCACGAUGAGCUACGAGCCGCCGGAAGCGGCGUGGACGGCCAAGGGCGACGUCUUCAGCUUCGGCGUCGUGAUGCUGCAGCUCCUCACCGGCCGCAAGCCCUACGACAGCUCGCGGGCGCGGGGCGAGCGGCACCUGGUGCCGUGGGCGAGCCCGCGGCUGCACGACCUCGCCGCGCUGGGAAAGAUGGCCGACCCGCGCCUUGGCGCGCCGCCGGUCAGGUCGUUGUCGCUGUCGCGCUUCGCCGACAUCAUCGGCCGGUGCAUACAGCAAGAGGCGGAGUUCCGGCCCGCCAUGUCGCAGGUGGCGCAGGACCUGCGGCGGGCGCUGGAGGACGCGCGCGCGGAGGCGGGGAGUGGCGGCGCUGCACAAGCUUAGGUAGCUAUCUAGCUGUGCCCACGGAUCGGCUCGCCCAGCAGCGACAUGGGUGUACCGUGGAGCGGAAUGGUAUUCGCUGACGCGUUGUAACUACUAUACUUGUAAUGGUGUACAGUAGUACAUUGAUUGUGUUCUUGGUGUGUGUGUUUUUUUUGUGUAAAAAAUAGAAUGGAAUUAUAGUCAAGUGGCAAUGGAAAGAGAUAAAUCAUACAUAAUA
Panicum virgatum (switchgrass) is the source of this 2435-nucleotide messenger RNA. RefSeq names its product protein STRUBBELIG-RECEPTOR FAMILY 1-like. The transcript has 15 exons. The record is from RefSeq and is a predicted model, not a curated record. The coding region runs from base 146 to 2218 and encodes 690 amino acids. Gene Ontology annotation, molecular function: protein binding; ATP binding; protein kinase activity. Lineage: Eukaryota; Viridiplantae; Streptophyta; Magnoliopsida; Poales; Poaceae. Gene Ontology annotation, biological process: protein phosphorylation.